Molecule: messenger RNA, 1701 nt
Organism: Effrenium voratum
Lineage: Eukaryota; Dinophyceae; Suessiales; Symbiodiniaceae
Source: the annotation of a GenBank genome assembly
AUGGUUUGCACGGACUCGCCCCCGUUGGCUCCUGACCACGCCAUCAUGGGCUCCUCCAUGUCCACGCGCGGCCAUGCACACCCUGGACCGGGGCUGUUGGUCUAUGGCCUCACCCGCCCAGAGCUGCCCUUGCCUAUCCCUGACCUUGUCCAGCUGGGCCCUUCCUUGCCACUGCAGGGUCUAAUGUGCUUGGAGUUGCUGAUGUCUGCCUGGGGCAUCAGCCGCCCUGAGUUGUCUUUAUCAGUGCCAGACUACACUGUGACAGGCAGCUUUCUGCCCUCGCGCGGGCUUGCACGUCCAGGCCUGGUCUCGUUGGCCUAUGGCUUGGUGCGACUGGACUCGUCGCCUCUGCCGCUGGACCCUUGUCACGUCGGCGCCCCCUCGCCAAUGCAGAGCUCCUCUCAGCUGGGUUUGGCCUUGUCCGCUUACGGCAUUGCCAAGCUGGCAUCCCCACUGCCAGUGCUCGACCUUGUGCAGCUGGGGCCCAUUUUGCCCUCGAGGGCGUGGAUGCGUUUGGGCCCGGCCUGCUCGGCCUACGGCAUGGCGCGGCUUGGCUUUACCUCGCCAGUGCUUGACUCUGUCCACUUGGGGCCUGUGAUGCCGCCGCGGUAUCAUUUGCAACUUGGCUUUUCUCUGCUGGUGUACGGCAUGACUUGCUUGGGCUCAUCCCUUUCGGCCUUGGACUUCGGGCACUCCGGCCCGCCGCCGCCCUUGCGAUCCCACGCGCGGCCUGGCUUCAUGAUGCCGGCCUAUGGCUUGAGCUGUCCAGGAGCUCCAGCGCUGACCUUGGACUUUGUGCUCUUUGGCUCUCCUCUGUCGCCUCGGGGCCUCGCGCGACUGGGCUCGCCCUUGUCGAUCUAUGGCAUGUCUCGCACAGGCCCACUGCUGCCGGUGCUGGACUUCCUUCACCCAGGCGCCUUGUCGCCCCUGCGCGGCUACACACAGCUGGGCCCGACUCUGUCGGCCUAUGGCAUUUCUCGGCUUGGCUCCCUCUUGCUUGCGCUGGACCUUGUGCACAUGGACCCGCUUUUGCCUCCGCAGGGCUACGCACGCCUCGAAUUGCCCCUGUUGGCGUCUGGCAUGACGCGCCUGGGCUUGUUACUGCCGGUUCCGGACCUGAUCUCGCUUGGCUCUUUCUUGCCGCUGCGGUCCUUCAUCUGGCCAGGGCCCAUGCUACCGCUCUACGGCACGGCCACUACGGGUCCUUUGCUGCUGGCUUUGGACUUCAUCCGCACCGGCCCGGCCACGUUUCCGCGCAGCUAUUUGCACCCAGGUUUCACACCUCCAGUCUUUGGCUUGACGCGGCCGGGCCCUCCCACGCCUGCCCUGGACCUUUUGCAGCCAGGCGCCUUGUUGCCUUUGCAGGGCCCUUCGUGCCUGGGUUUGUCACUCUCCAUCUACGGCAUGACUCAGCCGGAGCCCAGCCUGCCAAUCUUGGAGUUCCUCAGCGCUGGCCUCACCCUGCCCCCCAGGAGCCUCAUGCACAUCGGCUCCACGACACCUGCCUUUGGCAUCACCUGUCCCGGCCCGCCGCCGCCGAUCUCGGACUUCGUCCACUCGGGCCCAGUGCUGUUGCCCAGGGGAUCCAUGCAGCCCGGAGCCUUGAUGUCCAUUUGGGGCAUGUCGCGACUGGGCUCGCCAUGCUCAGCGCCUGAUCCCAUCAGUCUUGGCUUGGUGCUGCUGUUGCACGGCCUCAUUUGA